AUGUCCAGGAUGACGACCAGGAAUGGAGGGGUUCGUCACACGGACACUUUGGCUGGUAAUGCUCUAGACAAGGCUAAGGAGGUGUCUGCUGCUGUUGACGCUUCAGCAUCCUCGGCUGUCAAACGUACGUCGGACUUGUUUACAGAGACGGACAAGGACGCGCUUCAGCCGGGAGUGACGGCGCAGCGUGUGCAGGAGGCUGCACGGAGUUUGAUGGGAUCAGCGGUCCCUGCUGCAACGGCGGCUUCUACAGAUGGUGCUGAUAAGCCUGUACCUGCAGAUGUCUUCAAGCCGGAGGUGACGCGGGUACAGGCGACUCUGCGCGCGCUUUUCACUCUGUGGAAGAAGGAGCUGAAAUUUGAGAUCCAAGGCGAGACAAAGUUUCAGGAGUUAUCUGUGGUGAACCUGAACAAGAAGCAAUACAGUCGGCUGCAAGUCACCUUUGAGCGGGCUCGGGACGCGAACUUCGUCUGGAAGCACGGUAUUGUGCACGUGUGUCUGGAUGGAAAGCGGAUCAGCCUCGACUGGCAGCACCCGGUGGAUCCUGCGUACGUGAAGGCACGAGCUGCAGACCCAACGUUGGUGGAAGUCCUGUUUAAGGAGGUGGAUGCCGUUAUCACGCCUGAGAUGCUGCGGGAAAUGCUGGUGACGGUGAAGUUGGAGAAGAGGGGAAGAUCUGCGUUUAAGGAAGGCUAUUGCUUCCAUCGGGUGGUGAAUCCUGUUACGGGGAUGGAUACGGACAAGGUGAAGGGACUGGUGAAGCAGCACGCUGGUGACAAGUAUCGGUGGCUCCAGAUCACAGAUCUGACCAGGCUCAUCUUGAAGGACACGGCGGUGGUGCUGAUUUCGACUGGCGCGAACCACGAGGAGUGGAUCUGUGUGCAGGAGUGCUGCGAGAAGGCGAAUGGGGUUACCUUUGCACAGGCGGCAGAACAUGUGGUCUCACAGAGGCACAGCGAUGGGAUGUCAGCCGGCUUUGCAUCGCGCGCCUCAAAGGCUGGUGUGGCGUUGCAGGCGGCGAAGAAGGAGUUCGGAGUGUGA
Messenger RNA from Closterium sp. Naga37s-1, 1041 nucleotides. NCBI's taxonomy places the organism in Eukaryota, Viridiplantae, Streptophyta, Zygnematophyceae, Desmidiales, Closteriaceae. The record is from the annotation of a GenBank genome assembly.